CGAACGACGUGUUGGGUGAAACGUAUACUGUUUGGUUGGGUACGCUCUCUAAAGUUUCGAACCUCAGAUGAGGUGUGAAGGCCGGACCCUUGUUUGACCUUCUCAGGUGAAGUUGUCCUUCUCGCAAAAAAACCACAAGAGGGCUUUCACUUUCUCAUCCUCGGCGAUUCAUAAAAGAGAGGUCAGUGCACUAUUUGGUAUCGUACAUUCCGUCCUCAACCCCGGCUUUUGACGUCGCUGUGAAUAAAAAAUUUAAAAGCCAUAUACCUUUCCCAACUGGCUGCUGAUGUAAACGUCUUCAAAGUUGGAGUGUCAUGAACACUUAAAUUAGUUGGUGUGGUGCUUAUGCGUUAUAAAUUAAACUCGAUUUCAGAGAAAAUUAUCACAUUAAGUUUCAACAUGGGCACUCCUGUUCAUAUGUAUGCAUUCCUCGCUGCUAUGCUAGUAUGCUGUUUCUCUCAAGUGAGCAGUUAUACAUUGGCAACGUCAGAAUGCCGAUCUCAAGCAGAUUGUGGUCCAGGGGAGUGCUGUGUACUUGGUAUGAUGCGAUACAGCAUGGCGCAGUGUAUGCCUCUGGGUCAAGUGGAGGAUUACUGCAGGGAUGACAACCCGCCUGAGAAUCGUACCCUGUACUAUCCGAAUGGCGAACCCGUAGAAGUGUACGAGAUAUACACGCACGUCUGUCCAUGCGACGAAUCUCUGCAGUGCACCGACAAUUUUUGUGCGAUGGAUGAAUCCUACGAGAACAAUUAUCUCUACUAACACAACUCAUCUGUUUUCGUAUCAUUUUUAUUUAUUUUGAUGAAUCGAGUGAAAUACAAUGCAUUAUAGACUAUGGGCCGAAGCCAUUUAUCCUUUCGUUCGUAUUCAUUCGAAUGAACUUUUUUUAAUUAAUAAAAACUGCGUCAUAAUACUUCUGAAGUUUUGAAGUAUCACAUUAUUCUUAAAAAAAAAAUACCAACUAUUUUUAAUAAUAUUUCAUUACGUGAGCGACCAAUUAUCUAAUAGAAAUGCUCAUUUUACAUCACACUUAAAAUAAAUUUUAAAGUUACAUUCAUGCCUUGUGAGUGCAUCUAUGAAAAAAAAAGUUGGACUCAACUAUUUAAGCAUCAAAAUCAACCGAAAAAUGUUAUUACAUACAAAUAUCUAGAUCAAUUGGUUGGUUAAACUUACAAAUUAGGAAUUAUUGAAGAGCUUACCCACUGCACGCAUACGGUAAAAUAAAAAGCCGCAUAUAAAAAUAAAAAGCCGCGAAAGUUUUUUAAUAGAGUACACCAUAUGUGGUUAAUUGUUUUUAAAAUCCAGACUGUGUUGACAGAAUAUAAAUAUUUAGACUAAUUUUUGAUUUUGAGCAUUCGGCCCACAGCCUAUUUUUCUAUGAUUAUGCUUGAUGGUAUUUGUAUAACCGAAAAAGUAAUGUGCUUUUUGGAGCCAGCUUCAAAUUUUUUUCAACUUUUGAAGAGUUCGUCGUUUAGCGGUUAACGGUCGCUAGUAGUUUAACUGUUGGGUUUUCGAUUUGUUCUAUUCAUAGUUUCAACAUGACGUCAUUAUUUUUAAUUGAUUAUUAAUUUCUUCAUUAAUUUAAAUAUUUCUCUCAGAAAAUUAAACUUCAGAUAACAAAAGUUAAACUCUUAGAGAAUAAUAAAAUACAAUUCACGAUUUUUUCAAACUUAAGGAACAUUCCUACUAAAUGUAGUUUAAUCGUUCUACUUUAAAUGCAUCAAUCAAAUUCUUAAUUUCUAAAUAUAUAUUUGAUAUGAAUUUUUACUUUGAUGAAAAAAUGUCCCAAAAUAUAUUGUUGGAGCAGUAUGGAAAAUAACUUGUAUCAAAAUGAAAAGCUUAUUUAAAAAAAGUCAUUAAAGAGAAGGAAAAAAUAUAUCCACUCUACUCUAAAGAUGACAACCGAUUAAACUAUUCAUUUUGUUUACGAACAGCAUCAUCAAAACAAUUUGGAGCGGCUGCCAAAAGCUCCGUGUCGGGGAACAGGUAUCUUAUACAAUAAAAAUUGAACAUUAUAAAAAAAUAUCGUUACUUUUUUGUUGUUGAAAUGUGACGCAUUAAUAAUGUCAUUAUUGUCUAUAACGUCUUAUUGUCUAUUAACGCGGUAUUACUUCGAAUGGAUAAAAUCUCUUUUAUACUUGAUAGAUAUUAAAAUAGCAUUGAGAUUCGAACAUUUGUCUGAAAUUUUGCCUAUAAACUUUGCACAAUAGAAAACCUGCAUUACUGUAUUCUACGGACCGCCUUCUAUGAACUAGAGAUUAAAGCAGACUUUUGUUUAAACUGAGUAGAAUAAGUUCCUUAACACAGACAGAAAAUCAAGCAACUGAAAAAUAAGAAUGUGCAAAACUUCUUCAUUCAAUUUAAACAGAAGUUUAGAAGUUUUUAGUUCACGCAUUAAGUGCAAACUAUUGUCUGUGCACUAAAUACUCAAAAUAGAAAGAAAGAGACACUCUAAAUAACUUUUAUUCCAAAGUUUGGAUUUUCAGAAAAAAGAAUCACACUUAAUGGUUCACGAGGGGGACCUUAAAUAUGCUAAUUAAUCAGUGCAGAUGUCAUUUUAAGUUAAGUUACCUAAAUAAAUUAAGUUAAUUUUGCUUUUGUAUCUGAUUUUGUAACUUAAAAUAUACUCCAGCAAUUAAGAAGUCCUAGUUCGUGCAAAUCCAGUCAUUAGAACGAAAGUUAUUUACGCUGUUUCGUAGUUUUUUUUCUUUUGUUUACUGUGCAUUAGAUUUGUAAUAGUACAAAUAAUCAUUGAGAUUUGCAAGUUAUACGAAAUAUGUCGCAUAUAAUGUAAAUCAGCAUAUCCCUAAGAAAGGAAAGUGCCAUAAAAAUGUUUCACUACAUCAAAUUCUAUUUCACAUCUUUUUUAAAUUUACAGUAAGGACCAAGUUAACUAGAUUUUCGAAUAUUAAAUGAGUAAUCUUUUGUUUUCAACUGAACUGGAUCCUUGCAAUUCUCUAUCUCUUGCAAAGCAAUAUAAUUUAGUCUUGAUCGAGCAGUUUUCUCCGAUCUUUACAAAGUCGCAAUUUGUAAUGCACCAUUAAGUAGAAGGAAUAGUCAUAUUGCAUUUCCAAAUUGUUGUUGUAGAUAAAAUACCUAAAAACAAUUGUACGAGAAUAAAUUGCUUUAUGCUACGCUACGCUGUCUUUCAGUAGUUCGAAUAUUCCAUUAAUUACUUUCAAAAAAUUUAGUUCCAAAUUUAACAAUUUUAUUUUCAGAAAAUUCUUAGCAUAUAGGAAAAACAAACUGUAGAUAGUUCACCACGACAACAGUGAAUUCUGCUGUCAAUUACGGAUUUAAAAUCCUCUGAGCUAUGUUGUGUGUCAUUUUAUUGAUGUACGAUAAAUAGCAUUCAUGAACACAUUAUGUUUAAAAAAACUCUGAUGUUUUAUUAGUAUCAUAUCGAAUAUUAAAAAGCCAUAUACUAUAUAUAUAUCAUGUGUAUAUAAAUUCAUUUGUGGUUGUUCCAUUUCAUAGCUAUGUAAUAUGCGACCUGUGUUUCGCCAAACCAUGACAUGAUGUGUGGCCUGGUGCCCAUAUAAUAUAUGUUUCAUUUGUGUUGAUAUUUGUCAUUAAUAAAAAAAAACAUUUAUGAUA
Molecule: messenger RNA, 3597 nt
Organism: Parasteatoda tepidariorum (common house spider)
Lineage: Eukaryota; Metazoa; Arthropoda; Arachnida; Araneae; Theridiidae
Product: astakine
Source: RefSeq, a predicted model, not a curated record